This is a messenger RNA of Gossypium raimondii (Peruvian cotton), 750 nucleotides long. RefSeq names its product disease resistance protein RUN1-like. The coding region runs from base 1 to 750 and encodes 249 amino acids. Lineage: Eukaryota; Viridiplantae; Streptophyta; Magnoliopsida; Malvales; Malvaceae. The record is from RefSeq and is a predicted model, not a curated record. Gene Ontology annotation, biological process: signal transduction; defense response. The transcript has 3 exons.
AUGGUUAGAUUCGAUAAUGAGACAUCCUCCUCUGCCUCCUCCUCCUCCUCCUCCUCCUCAUCAUCAUCAUCAUCAUCAUUGGAAUCAUCUUCUUCAGUUUCUCUAGGGAAAUAUGAUGUUUUCUUGAGUUUCAGAGGUGAGGAUACCCGCAGGAAUUUCACGGAUCAUCUUUAUGCUGCAUUCAAAAGGAGAGGAAUCACCACUUUUAGGGAUGACGAAAAGCUUAAGACAGCUUUCCAAGAUUAUUCAACAGAAAAACGACAAGGGACAUAUUGUCUCCCCAUUUUCUAUUAUGUGGAUCCGUCUGAUUUGAGAAAACAAACCGAAAAAGUUCUAGAAGCUUUUAUUAAGCAUGAAAAUAAUUUACAGGACAACAAAGAGAAGACACAAAGGUGGCGAUCUGCUUUAACUCAAGUAGCUAACAUCAAAGGAUGGCACUUGAGUAACAGGCAUGGAUCAGAACUUAUUGGAGAAAUCAUUGAAAAGGUAUCAACAAAAUUAUGUCAAACAUUUGCAAGUGCUCCUAAUGACAUGAUUGGAAUUGAAUCACGUUUGGAAGAGUUAAAUUGCAAAAUAGGCAUAGGGGAGGAAGAUGAUAGUGUUCGGAUUAUAGGGAAUUGUGGUAUGGGCGGGUUAGGUAAAACUGUUGAAGCCGUGGCCUGCAUUACAACAAAGAACCAACAGCAACAAAUUGGUCAAAAGACCAGCACCAGUAAAUUUUACAAGUUUAGCUGCUAUACUGUUUUGUAG